This is a messenger RNA of Cladophialophora immunda, 3762 nucleotides long. RefSeq names its product 6-phosphofructokinase. Gene Ontology annotation, biological process: fructose 1,6-bisphosphate metabolic process; fructose 6-phosphate metabolic process; canonical glycolysis. Bases 426 to 2846 code for a protein of 806 amino acids. The record is from RefSeq and is a predicted model, not a curated record. Lineage: Eukaryota; Fungi; Ascomycota; Eurotiomycetes; Chaetothyriales; Herpotrichiellaceae. The transcript has a single exon. Gene Ontology annotation, cellular component: mitochondrion; cytoplasm; 6-phosphofructokinase complex. Gene Ontology annotation, molecular function: 6-phosphofructokinase activity; AMP binding; ATP binding.
CUUCAUCACGACAGAUGAGAGACCAUCGUGCGCCUCGUUAUCCCAUGAGAAGGUAGGUGCGUGUCCCAAGGUGGAUUACACAGGGAAUGCAGAGGAGAGCGCCGGUGGUCCUCAGCAAUGGCCUUGAUCGUCUCAAACACAAGUGAGUGGGCGUAGGACCAAGCAUCCUGCAAAGGGACGUGGUGUGAUGGUGUGGCUAUUCACCAAAGGCACAAUUUAUGUCGAGCCCUCGGCCAGAUUGUACGCUUCUCUCUUCCUCUCUCUUUCUCUCUUCUUCGCCUCAUGCUCUCUACCAUCUCACAUUCCUACCAAACACCUUCUACGGAUGUGUCCUGCUCUCUGAGCGUGCCGCUUGACAUUCCACCGCCCGAGGGAUAUCUGACCAAGACUCGCUCCAACUUCAUCGUGUCAACGACAACCACAUCAUGGAGUUCAGCGUGGGCACCGCAUCCUCUAGCACGAGGCGAAUCGGGGUCAUGACCAGCGGCGGGGAUUCGCAGGGCAUGAACGGGGUGGUCCGGGCGGUCGUGCGCAUGUCGAUCCACAUGGGAUGCGAGGCCUACGCCAUCCUCGAGGGGUACGACGGCCUCGUGCGCGGCGGGGACGCGAUCAAGCGCAUGUACUGGGACGACGUCCGGGGCUACCUCUCGCUGGGGGGCACGUUGAUCGGCACGAAACGGUGCCGCGAGUUCUUCGAACGCGCCGGCCGGCUGAGGGCCGCGAGGAACAUGAUCCUCAAGGGCAUCUCGGGCCUGAUCGUCUGCGGCGGCGACGGCAGCCUGACGGGCGCCGACCGGUUCCGGGCCGAGUGGCCCAGCCUGCUGGACGAGCUGGUGCAGACGCAGCAGCUCGCGCCCGACCAGAUCACGCCCUACCGGCACCUCAACAUCUGCGGGCUGGUCGGGUCGAUCGACAACGACUUCUCCGGCACGGACGCGACGAUCGGGUGCUACUCGUCGCUGGAGCGGAUCUGCGAGAUGGUCGACGCCGUCUUCGACACGGCGGCGUCGCACAUGCGCGGCUUCGUCAUCGAGGUCAUGGGCCGCCACUGCGGCUGGCUGGCGCUGAUGGCCGCGAUCGCCACGGGUGCCGACUACGUCUUCAUCCCCGAGAAGCCGCCCGGCAGCGACUGGGAGGAGGAGAUGUGCGAGAUCGUCACCAGCCACCGCGGCCGGGGGAAGCGGCGCACCAUCGUUAUCAUCUCCGAGGGCGCCCAGGACGUCGAGCUCAACCGCAUCACCGCCGACCAGGUCGUCCAGGCCCUGACCGAGAAGCUCGACCUCGACACCCGCAAGACCGUGCUGGGCCACAUCCAGCGCGGCGGCAUGCCCUCGUACUACGACCGCUGGCUCGCCACCCUCCAGGGCGUCGAGGCCGUCAAGGCCCUCCUGGAGGCCACCCCGGACACGCCCUCGCCCGUUGUCACGGUGCGCGAGAACAAGAUCCUGCGCUCCGACCUGCAGGAGUGCGUGCGCCUGACCAAGUCCGCGGGCGCGGCCGUCCAGGACAAGGACUGGACCAAGGCCAUGAAGCUCCGCGACGUCGAGUUCAAGGACUACUUUGACAGCUACAAGCUCACCACGUCCACCAGCGAGGAGAGGCCGCGUCUGCGACUGCCCCCGGAAAAGCACAUGCGCAUCGCCAUCAUCCACAUUGGCGCCCCCGCGGCCGGCAUGAAUCCGGCCACUCGCGCCGCCGUGGCUUACUGCCUGUCUCGCGGGCACACCCCGCUGGCGAUAUACAAUGGCUUUCCGGGACUACAGAGACACCACGACGAUGAACCGGUGGGCUCGGUCCGAGAACUCAAGUGGAUUGAUGUCGACGGUUGGGUCAACCAAGGCGGCUCCGAGCUGGGCACCAACCGAAGUCUACCGAGCGAAGAUCUCGCAAAGACGGCUUACUGCUUUGACCUGUACAAAUUCGACGCCCUCUUCUUGAUCGGCGGCUUCGAGGCUUUCACUUCCGCCAGCCAGAUCAGGAACAACAGAGACAAGUAUCCUUCUUUCCGCAUUCCACUCCUGGUCCUGCCCGCCACCAUCUCCAACAACGUCCCCGGGACCGAGUACUCGUUGGGCAGCGACACCUGCCUCAACACCCUGGUAGGAUUCUGUGACGUGAUCCGGCAGUCGGCGUCGGCCUCGCGGAGAAGAGUGUUUGUGGUCGAAACCCAGGGUGGCAAGUCUGGCUAUCUGGCCACCAUGACAGGUCUUGCCGUUGGUGCUUUAGCCGUUUACACGCCAGAGGAUGGCAUCAACAUGCGCAUGUUGUUACGGGACAUCGACUUUAUCCGUGAAGACUUCCAGGACGACAAGGGCGCCUCGCGGGCGGGGAAGAUCAUCCUCCGCAACGAGCGCGCAAGUCAAACUUACACCACACAGAUGAUCGCCGACGUGAUCAAUGUCGAGGCCCAAGGCAGAUUCGACGCCCGCGCUGCAGUUCCCGCCCAUUACCAACAGGGCAUGAAGCCCUCGCCGAUUGACCGCAUCCGGUCCUUCAAGUUGGCCAUCAAGUGCAUGCAGUUCCUCGAAGACAACUUCGCCGGCAAGAGCCAAGACGAAAUCAAUGCGAAUCCUCUGAACGCGGCCAUCAUCGGUAUCCAGGGAUCGGAAGCCGUCUUCAGUCCCAUGGGCAGCGACUACGGCUUGGAAGCGACCGAGACGGACUGGGCUUUACGUCGCCAGAUCAACGAAUAUUGGCGGCCCAUCAAGGACGUAAUUGACAUCCUCAGUGGUCGCCCAAACGACACAGGUGGCAAUCCCUACGGCAAGCUGCCUGGAUCCCCUGCAGAAGUGUUUAGAUCUGUCGCCCCCAGCCGCGCGAUCAGUCCUCUGCCACAAAUUCUUUAGGCUGCUGCUCCCUCAGACGAGUUCCGGACGGCACCGAUGCGGUGUACCGUGCAGGCUUUGCCUCUAUCAGAGAGUAUGAGGGUGCGAGUGAUGUUGGAGUCAAUGGCUCGUGACCUUGGUCCUUGUCGAAGGAUCCAUUGAAGCGUAGGGUAAAAGGUAACCGACAACCACGGUGGUAGCUUCGGCGUCGAUUUUAAGUCAUCCAUGGGGGGACGAUGGCAGGCACGGUAAAUUGUAGGGAUGAGGUAACAAGUUGUGCGUCUUGUCAAGGGGGAAACCAGACAAUAAUGGCAAACACCAAGAGCGAAUGGUGGAAACAGAUUGCUUCUCAUGCUCAGGCGGCUCAAAGCUGGCCUGGAAGGUGCUUGCAGAGUAGCCAGUAGAGAAACAGGACUCGUUGUGAAUGUGGCGAAGUGCAAAGUGCUUGUGCGAUUGCUAACUAAGGCCAGAAAUGCGUGUUCUGAUGCUAUCAGCAGAAAAGCAGAUCCCACAAUGCUCGUACGACCUGGCAGAAAGAGGAUGAUGAAUGGACGACCCCAUCUGCCGGCCCAAGGCGGAAAGCCCAUCAGGCUGCACUCAAGGCUAUGAAAAGCACCGAUUAGCUAGAGCUGGCUCUUCAUCGGAAACUAGACACCAUCAAUCGAGCAGCGCAACUGACAAAGAAUGGUCGAGGCACUAUCCGCACGCAGUCCACGACGUUCAAGGGGGACUAUCGCCUCUCAGCAAGUCUUCGUCCGGCUCAAAAGGGGCAUCCUGCGCCGCAAAAUCCAUCAUGCUGUCGCUUGCAUUGUCGUGUUCAAACAACCGGGCCUGCGCUCGAUUUUUCUUGCCUUUCUUCUUCUUAGUGUUACUAACGGCUUGAGGUAUCUCAUCCUCCAACAUUCCGGUAGGGCCUGUGGCCAAAGACGUACUCCCA